Rhizoctonia solani is the source of this 684-nucleotide messenger RNA. Its product is annotated as tetraspanin family protein. The record is from RefSeq and is a predicted model, not a curated record. Bases 1 to 684 code for a protein of 227 amino acids. The transcript is spliced from 4 exons. Gene Ontology annotation, cellular component: membrane. Lineage: Eukaryota; Fungi; Basidiomycota; Agaricomycetes; Cantharellales; Ceratobasidiaceae.
AUGCCCAGCCGACCCGAAAAGAAAGACGCUCGAACGUGUUGUUGCUGUAUUCCAAUCCGUGCAGGAGUUGGGAUUCUCGCAUGGCUAUAUUUCUUGGGCGGUGUUGCGGCGGUUGUAUUGGCCGUUAUGAUCUUGAAGCAAGAUACUUCCGACAUGGAAACAGCUAUUAAAGCAUUGAUUAUUGCUCUUGGAGGACUAAGUGCGUUCCUGGUUGUGACUUCAAUAUUUGGAAUUAUUGCAACGAUCACACAAUCACCAUUCCUGGCCCGUAUUUGGUCUGUUAUGUUCCAAAUUUGGUACUAUCUCCAGCUCGCACUCGACAUCGCAGUCAUUGCGCUUUUCUUUUCCAAGAAACUCGACACUCUCAUUGUUGAAUGCACAUCACUCGCUGAGAAGCGUCGACCAAAGGGCUCCGAGAUCGAAAACUGUAACCGCGGGAGGAAUCGAUUGAGUUUGUACUACACUCUGUCUGGGGUAGUGAGGAAUGUAAUCAGCUAUUACUUUACUCGCCGCGUUUCUAGUUUUACUCGCCAUUGUACUGAACGUGUUGCCAGUCAUAGCCUCACGGCACCGACUCAAAUGGCUACUCUUUCUGGUAAUGGACCUACCCAAUUGAAUAGUUUGAAUAUUCAAGGAGGACACCAAGCAUCGGUUGACUCGCUUCGAGGCGAAAAGGCUGUUUGA